AUGAGAUCCGAAAACAUCUCAUAUUGGAUUCUCAACAGGAUCCUCUGCGAUUCAGUUGUUAGAUAUGACGAGUGGGAAUUUCGGGAUUUGGAAAAGCGCAGUAAAAAAGGAAGCAGUUCACGAGAGAAGGAAGACCGAGAAAUCAUCGACCGAGAUGCAACGACAAUGCACACCACCUCCUCCUCCUAUUCCUCCUCCUCCCAUCGCCACCACCGCUCCUACUACCCACACCACAACACCCUCGAGGGAAGCACACGUCGAUCGUCGGUAGCUGCCAUCUUGUCUCACGUGACCAAACUGCACCAACCUCAUCAACCACAGCAUCAACCCCAGCAGCAGCCGAACAACACUGGCCUGCUCAAGAAACCGCUCUACCGCAACAUCAAAUUAGCUCAACAACAUCACCACGACGACAAGUUCGACACGGAGAAGCGACUCUACCAAAGCAUUCGUAGUGGGAAGUCGCGACUCGAACUUCCUGUGACGCCAGAGAAACAAGAAGAGGAGGAUGAAGAAGAAGUUGCUGGUUCUAAAUUAAACGAGUGA
Messenger RNA from Helobdella robusta, 546 nucleotides. RefSeq lists its product as hypothetical. The transcript is spliced from 3 exons. The record is from RefSeq and is a predicted model, not a curated record. Bases 1 to 546 code for a protein of 181 amino acids. Lineage: Eukaryota; Metazoa; Annelida; Clitellata; Rhynchobdellida; Glossiphoniidae.